AAAUGCAUUGGAGCUCGAAUGUCGCAGCACAACACCAAAACACAGAGGAUCAAGAAUUGCAUCUCGAACUUGUUUUUUGUCUGCAUACAGCAUGAAAUAGUCGACGCUCGCCCUCACAGCAUUCGAAUUUGAGGAAAAAAAGGAGACAUGCUUCCCACAUCAGGAUAUUUCCGUGGCGUCUCCUGCCCAGACUACGAGAAAGGUCGAUGUCAUCGGCCUUUCUGCCACUUCCACCACCACCCUAGGAGAGAAACCAACACAAAUCAGUCGCAAAGUUUAACUUCCAAUUUGGAAAAUGCAGAGGAUGGAAGGGUUAUUAAUGAUGUCUCACAGGCCAAAAUAGCUACUGGAACACCUGCAUCUGAAGAUAUACCAACAUGUAGCAAAUCAGAGACCUCAGCUCCUAAGAGGGGAGAUAAUGCAGAAGAGGCAAGUGACACAGAAACAUCUGAAGCAAAUUCAGGCAACCAGUCAGAGCUACUGCAACAACUAGUAAGCGAUGCUGUCAAGAAAGCCCUGUCAGAAAACCCCCUUCUAGCUGCAGCGGGAGUUGAUCCCACUACUGUGAUGAAGAAAAUUGAUACAUCAGCCCUGAUUGCUCAGGCUUCAGCUGAGAUUACCCAGACCAAGACAAAGAAGAAGCUAUACCUCCGUCCGCCAGAUACUCCUAGUUAUAACCCCACACCAAUAGAAGAACUCAAUAAGCGUAAGAGAUCUGUAGAAGCCAGUGAUAAGGAAGUGACACCAUCCAAGGUUAUGAAGUAUGUCCCAUCUAAUCUAUCUGCCAGUAGUGUUAUUUCAGAUGUUUUGGAAGGAGAAGUUAAUACCAAAAGUUCUGUAGACAGUGAAGCUACAGAUUUCUCUUCUGAUGACGGUGAGGGUGACAAAAGAAGAGAUGACUUCGAUAUCCUAGAAGAGGUGCUUGCAGAACACUCACAAAAUAAUAAGAUUAAAGUGAAGAAAAAAAGAGUAAAGGCUCUUGGUAAGCUUCAGUAUAAUUUAAGCACUGCAGAGAAAACUAGCAAAAAUUCAACUGUGAUUUCAGAUGCACAAUGUAUGUCAAAUAUUGAUAGUAGUAGCUGUGAUACGUCAAAGAAAAAUUCAACUGAAAGUCAGGACAUGCCUGAAGGAUCUUAUUUUUUGCCCCCAUCUCCAGUUUUUACUUCAUCUUCAGAUGGAUUUGGAAUGUUUAAUAGCACUGUGUAUACUACUUCUAAAACUGAUAGUGAAAGUUGCAAAACCAGUGAAAAUGUACCUGCAAAAGAAGAGAAAGAAGUGAAGGAGAAAGAGGAAAAAGAGAUAAAUCCAGUAAAAGUUAACAAUCCAAUACAAAAAAGUGAGGUAAGUGUGAAGCCAAAGGAACAGCCAAGUAAAGAAGAAGUAAAAAAUAAAAGUAAAGGUCAUUCUUUGCUUCCCCAAGUUGUCCAUACACUCAGUGCCCCCAAAAUAUCUAGACGCAAUAUAAGAAACUGGACUCCGCAGGUUCGGAGCACAGUACCAGAAGUAAAAGAUACAGGUGAUCCAUUAGAAGAAAUAUUACAGUUAAUGGAUGGAGAAGAUUCACAGCAAACAGCUGACUCAAAAGAGGAUUCCAAAAAGACUUCUCAACAGAGAGUAGAAGCUUCAAAAACUGUUAAAAAGUAUAAAGUUGAUUUAGAUAAGGAAAUUCUAAGUUUAGCAAAUUUGUCAUCAAACAAAGAGGAAAUUAAACCACCUCCAACUGAAAAUUCAUCACAAGAAAAGCUUGAAGUAAGCACUACUACCAAUAGUGAGAAGCAAAAACUAAAAAAUACUGUUCAGGGAGAGAACUCAAAAGAAGAACAAAAGAUAUCAGAUAAGGAAACAGAAACCAAGGAUUCUCAGUCAGAGAAGAAAGAGAGAAAGAGUGAAAGUGAAAGUGAAGAUCCAGAUCUUGAUUCAGAUGAGGAAGAUGAUCCUGAGAAAGAUGAGAAGCGAAAUAAGGAAAACAAGGGAGGUGUUUCAGCCAAAGAUGAUGAGAGCAGUGAUUCUGAACAUAGACGGGGAAGACACAAGAGAAAGAGAAAGAGGGAUCGGUCAAGCAGCUCAGAUUCAGAACAUUCUUACCAUAGAAGAAAGAAGAAGAAAAGUCACAAACGACGUAGGAAAUACAGCCAUAGUAAAAAGAAAAGAAAACAUCGUAAUAGUAGAGGUGACUCAGAUGAUGAUGACAGUAAGGAUUCAAACAGAGAUGAAGAAGACAGUGUAGAUGAGAAGAGUGAUGCUAGUAGAGAGAACAGUGAGGAUGAAGAGUUAGAUAAGGUUAAAAAACAUAAGAAACACAAGAAAAAGGGAAAGCACCAUAAGAAAUAUAAAUACAAGAGAAGGAGAAGCAAAAGCAAGAAAAAGAGAAACCGAAGCCACAGUAGUAGUCGGAGUUCAAGCAGGAGCUCUAGUGAGAGCCGAAGUAGAAGUAGAAGCCACAGCAGAAGUCGUAGUGAAAGCCGUGACAGAAGUCGCAGCAGAAGUCAAAGCCAAAGCCCUGAUAAGAGAAGAAAUAAAGAUAAUCAGAAGAUAAGUAAUAGAAGGGAAAGUGAGGACAAAUUAAAACGAAGAAACUCUACAGGUGAUGGCCAAGGAAAUACCAAGGAUAAAAGCCAGCCAUUAUCAGUACCAAUGCCAGUUGAUCCAAGCAAAAUAAAAAUUGAAAAGGAGCCUACAGUUCCUGAUCUGUCAAUUGUCAAGAUUGAGAAAGACUUGGAACAGACUUCUGCCUCUGGCAAAAAAGAAGAGACUGAAAGUCAUGGUGAGAAAAGAAGUUCAGGUGACUCAAGCACUAAACAGGAGAGAAGUUCACAUUCGAAGCUUAGUAGUGACAUUUCUGUGAAAGAAAGUGAGAAAGCUAAACAGGGCUCAGAUAGAGAACACAAGAAGAGUAGGCAGGAUAGAAAAAGUAGUACAGAUAGCAUGUCUGAUAAAGGUUUCUCACAGAGGCGCCAAAGCACAGAAUCUAAAAAGUCAGAAAAUGAAAGCAUCUCAGGAAGCAGUAAACAAGGAAUAAAAAGAAGAGUUAGUGAAGAUUCUUGCAAGAAAGAAAAUAUUGCUCAGGAUUCUCAGGGUAAAGUCAUGUCUAUGUUUGAUAUGGUGAUUGCCAGCACUCAACAGGUACAAAAGCCAAAAGUUCUGAAGGAAAUCUCUAUUUUUGAUGCUGUGGCAGCUGCUGGUAUUGACUGCAGUGAUGACUCAACUGAAGAUGGUAUUGAUAGUACAGAGCCUUUUGUGAAUGAUGAUUCACUUAAUCAGAAGAGUGACACUCCUUCAAAAGGUAAAUCAGGCCAAAGUUCUAAAGCUGAGAAGUCAGUAGAUCGUUCAUCUAGUUCCAGCUCUCGCAAAGAUAACAAAAAUGAGUCAAAGAGAAAGCAUUCUUCUAGCAGUAGUAAAGAAAAGAGUAGUAGUCAUAAAAGUUCCAGUAGUCAUCACAGUAGUUCUUCCAGCAAGCACAAAAGCAGCAGUAAUUCUAACAAACACAGCAAUACUACUGUGAGUAGCAGUACUAGCAGCAGUAAGGAGACCCAUUCCAGUAAAACCAAAGAAAAAUCAGGUGUAACUUCUAGCAGUCACUCAAGUGGAAAUGCUAAACAUCAUAGCAGCAAACACAGCAGUAGUUCAAAGAGUCAGAAGAGCAGUAGCAGCAGCAGCAGCAGAAAGCAUAGCAGUGGAAGUCAUGGCAAAGAUAAAGAACACAGCAACAUUGGAAGCAGUAGCAGUAAAGCUGAUGGAAAAAUCAAAGAAUCUUCCAGAAAUAAAAGAUACUCCACAGAAAAUGAAGCAUCAAAUGGGAUUUUUGAAAGAGAAUCUUGUAAUGACGGAAGUGAUUCCCCACUACCAGACCUUUCUGCACUAGAUGAGAUCCCACAGGAUGAUUGGGAGCAAAUGAUUAACUCUAGUGAUAGAUAUGAUUUGCAGCAUUUAGAGAAUCUGGAUGACAAUGAUGAGGAUUAUGAUUUAGAUGACUUAGAUAAGGAUGAUCCAGCUAUAAUGGAGGAAUGCAUGAGGAUGUUCAACGAAUACCAACCUGAAGAUUCUCAGCCUCAGAUGUCAUCUAAGAAGACAAAAGCAGUACCAAAAGAAGAACCAGAGUCCCAUCAAGGAAAGCACCGUGUUGCUCGUUCAUCAACAGGAAAUUUAGUUGCCAAGAAACCAGAGAAAGGGCCUCGCAGAUUGACACCAGCUCAGGUGAUGAUGGAAAGAUAUCAGAAACUGAAGGAGCAGCAGGCAGAGUUGAUGAAGCAGCUGAAGAAACAGAAGCAACAGCUUGAUGAGCAAAAUCGUGGUCGGUCAUCAUCUUCCUCUGCAGUGUCAUCAACUACCUCCUCCAAACCUUCAUCUUUCCCAGCAUCAUCAUCAACAACUGUAAAAUCACCUCCAAUGUCAUCUUCAGGUGGGUCAAAGCGACGCAUAUCUCAUGUGCCAAAUGUGUCGUCGCUGUUACAUGCGCGGGAAAAGAUCAAGAACCUGCCACCCACAAACUCAAGAGCUCUCCUCUCCCCAAGUGUGGCUAAAGCCUCCGGGACUCUUCCACAGACCAUUGCACAUACAGUUGCAAAGGGCGGUAGAAGGACAGCGCAUAUUCCUCAGUCAGAAGCAUUGUCACGACCAGUAAUUCCAGCAGAAUUCGGCAGCAAAGUGCCCCAGAAUAUUCGUCAGCGAUAUCUUAAUUCUUUUAUUGAUGAGUGCCUUAAAUUUACUGGAGAAAAGACUGCAUUUAAAAUAGCAAUGGCAGAAGAACGAGUGUGUUACAAUCGUGCAUCUUCACGAAUGGUUUACCUUAAUCUAGCGGUCAAUGCUCUGAAGAGGUUACGGACACAACAGGCAGCUGGAGAAGCAGCUCAAGAACUUAUUGAUAAUGAUCCACAGUUUGGAGAAAGUUCAGAGCCUGAUGAACCUUCAACUUCAACAAAGCCAUCCUCAUCAGUCAGCUCUCCUGCACCGUCCAGAACCGCUUCUCAGCAUCCCAUCAACCCCAACCAUGUUAGACUAUCACAUUUCUCAGUUUUAGCCGUCGGUGGACAGAAAGGGUCUUGGAGUAUUGAGAAGCCCAAAAAGAACACUGUUGAUGUCAGUGAUUGCCUCAAAGGUUUAAACUUCUACAAAUUAAUGAAGAAAUAUGUACUCACUGAGGAACAGCUACGUGAGAAUGGUUACCCACUCCCUGACCCAGAUGAGAAGGGGAAAGCUAUAGUUGCAGUGAAAGACACACGAAAAAGAAACACUAAGGAGAUCCCCAGCAGGUGCUCCACAAGUCCAGCAACAACUCAACCAGCCCUGCUGCUGGACUCCCUAGGAACCGCAAAGCUCCGGCUAUCAAAUGGGUCGUGUCACAGAAUCUAUAAUCCAGAUGAAUCUACGAGGUACGGUGGUUAUGUUAAGAAACCCUACCCAAAUUACAACUUCACACUCACUGUUUCAUUCACAAGGAGACAAAGUCUGGAAAACACAUCUGUUGAUUGGCUUAGGGAGUGGAGCAUCUAUAAAGCGUAUAAUCAGGGUCGAGUGAACGGGGAUUGUGAGAUGUGUUACACUACAGCUGGGAAUGAACUUACUCGUGUUACUGUGAUAGACUCUGAGGGGAAAUCUGUCUAUGAACAGCUGGUUAAACCUGAGAAUCCUAUUAUUGAUUACAACACACGAUUUUCUGGAAUAACAGAGAGUGAUAUGGAAGAUGUAAGGACCACACUUUUUGAUGUGCAGGCAGCUUUACUAACACGUUUUUCUGAUAAGACCAUACUCGUUGGUCACAGUCUAGAGUCUGAUUUUCAAGCACUCAAGUUAAUUCAUGAUACCGUAGUGGAUACCAGUGUGGUGUUUCCCCAUAAGAUGGGUCAUCCCUACAAGCGUGCCCUUCGAAAUCUAGCCUCAGAAAUCCUAAAGAAAAUUAUCCAAAAUGAUGUGUCUGGCCAUGACAGUGCAGAGGAUGCAGUGACCUGUAUGCACCUUAUGCAGUGGAAGAUAAAAGAGGACUUGAAGAGAAUUAAAAAAUGAAUAAAAAUGUAUCAAGAUGUGAAUCAAUUCAUUUUACUACAUAGCGGUAUUACAGGAGAGUAAAGAUGUCAAGUUUGAUAUACAAUUUUUUGUUAAAAGUAUUGUUUUUACUCAUAUAUGAAAUUAAUGUUACAUGUUUACACAUGGUUGUUUGUAACUAUAUAAUCUAGGAAAUUUAUUACAUGUAAAGUCCAAUCUGGGCAAAUUUGGUUUUCUUCUUUCUUUUUUAGUCCAUGAAAAAAUAAAAAUUGCUAGUUUUUCUACUUAACAGAUAUUAGGGUUACAGAAUCUUUUGCAAUGGUUAUUAAGCAAUUGCCAAAAGUUCUGGGAUUUGAAGCAAUAAGGAGUUUCACUUUGUAUCAGUCACAUUAUAAAUAAUCAAAGAUUUUUGUUUUUAAAAGAACAGCAACUUUAUUAAGAAUUACAGUGUAACAAGUUUAUAACUUUUGCAGUCUGUAGAAAGAAUGGAAAAAAGUUCCACAAAAAAUCAUUUUGAUGAAUGAAACAGAUGAAGUACUCACACAUUGGAAAUUAAAGCAUUCCUUUAUAUGGUAUGUAAUGUGUAUACUGUAUAGUUUGUGGCAGCUACAUUCAUAUUUGAUAUGUUUUUUUUGCAACUUUAGCAUCAUGUAUCUUAAACCAAAGGAUGUAAUUUUACUCUAUUUAAUUUUUCUUUAGAAUAAGAUUCAGUGUUUACUGUUUAUGUCUUUGAUACUGUAACCAAUGUAAUCCCGAAAGCCUGACUAAUUGUACAGACAUACAUGUCUGCCUCAAACCCAUGCACUGAUGAACAGAAGUCCGCAUUCAAAAUUAGCAACAAUUUUUUUUUUUUCUCUCUCUCAUGUGUUAUAUGGUUUUAUUUCAAGAUAUAUCAAAUUAUUUUUACUUUGGUCAAAUUCAAAGAAGGAUCUGAUUUUUAUUUCACUUCCAGGUUGAAGAUAAAUCAAUAUGGGGUUGGAAUUACAAUUUGAAAAGAAGUGAGAUUUAACUUAAUUUAAAGAGAGACUGGAAGAGUGAAAGUAGAAAAGGGAGUAGGAAAGAGUGAGGAGAGAAAAGCAGAGAGCAGUAAAAAAAAUUAUAAUAAAAGAGCCUAGAUAAAGUCAAUGAGAGGCAUUUACAUAAAAUAAAGCAAACACCAAGGGUAUUUUACAGAAAUCAAGUGGAAGAGGAAGAAGGAAAGAUCCGGAUUAUUAAUGAAUAAGUGAUUGUAUGAAAGCAGGUGAUAUUGCAAUCUUGUAUGGUUUCUGAUCUUGCAUGGAAGCAACAUUACUUGGCAAUGAAGCACCGGAUAUGGGUGAUUUCUCUCUUGAAAAUGUAAAAUAUCUUUGGCUCUAGAAGCAUGUGCCUGAUAUAACUAAGGUUAUUUUUUGGUUGAAUUAAAGCAGGGUAAGUCUUUUUGUUCUUGUUAGAAUGGUCAUGUUAGUGUCCAUAUAUGUAGAAAUAGUUCACUGGGAAAAUUGAUUGUUAACAGAGCAUUCAAGCUUAUUUUAUUUAUGUUAUUAAAUUUUCAGCUUGAAUACAUUUUCUUUUAUCAUAUUUCUCUAAUAGCAUUUAUUAAGAUGAUGAGUCACCAUGACUGGAAGAGAGAAUGGCAGAAAUGAGGAUUAGUAGCAACUUGAGUUAUCACACUGUCAUGUUAUCAAGUAAAUGCAGUAGAAAUUUGUUCUUCUAAUUUUACAAAACAAAAUUUGGUUUUUGAUUGCUUUACCACAGCUAUGUAAAGACAUGGGUGAUAUUUUUUUAAAAGCAAGAAUUAUCUGAGAAAUUCAGUUGAAACAAACAAAAUCACAGUAUAUAUAGGUAAUAAACAUAACUUAAGCAAGAUGAGAUAUUAAAGAAGGUAACCAAUGUGGAAACAUCAGAUUUUUUUCUGUAUACUGAUCUACUUUCCAUUUCUGUUUGUUUAAUAUAACAUUAUUUUGCUGUUGAUCAGGAAAUAUGAAUAUCAUUGAAUCCUAAAAACAGUUAGCAUAAUUAUAUCAAAUAGUUUAGAAGGCACCUUAAUUAUGCUAUUUUACAGUGCAUUAUGUUUAGGUAAUUAUGAAUGUUUUAGAAAGUUCAACAAAGGGCAUUGAGUAAAGAGUUGUAAUUGAUUUUUUUUAUGUGUUAGGGGGGAAAAUUUCCCUUUCUUUAAUCUUAUCUACAUGGUUGAUAUGGUGCUGACUCGUAGUUUCCCUUAAUCAGGUAUCUCCCCCCCCCCCCCAUCAAGUAUUUCAGGUUUUGGAAGUAUGAAACAUGCUGUAAUAAGGUUCUACUGCAGAUUUAAUGAAAGAUAAAACAUCACAAGUGUUGGAAGAUACAAGUAUUAAUUUGUAAUGAUGAAUGUAAGGAGUGGUUUGAGCACUUAAUGUAAGGUGUCAGUUGAAUGCUACAUAUACGGGAUACCAAAUCAUAGCUAUUACUACAUGAUACAUUAACAAUGGUACAAACAGGAUGUACAUUCUUUCAUUCUUAUUAUUUUUCUAUUUGAAUAGUACACAUUUAGCUAUAUUGGUUCCCUAGCUCUAGUCAAACUACUGUGCUUCUUUGUGAAUUAUUUCAACAGCAAUAAAAUGUAAAAGCUCCAUUCUAUGGGGAAAAAAUCUUA
This is a messenger RNA of Penaeus vannamei (Pacific white shrimp), 8587 nucleotides long. NCBI's taxonomy places the organism in Eukaryota, Metazoa, Arthropoda, Malacostraca, Decapoda, Penaeidae. The record is from RefSeq and is a predicted model, not a curated record.